UGAUUUAAUAUUACGCAAAUUGACUCAAAAUUACAACUGUUUCCGUAAACUUUACGUCCUAUUAAGGCUGCAGGUCUACGUCAACUUAAUUUCAUUUGUGCUAACUCGGCGAAUUGAUUGAUCGGAACAUUUUUUUUUUUAAGUCAAUGCCCGAUACAAUCUAAAUCCCAUUAUUCAAACUGUCACCACAGUAGGAGUCGUAAAAUUCAGUGAUAAAUUCCGAGAAGCCCAGCAUAAAUUUAAAAAGCUUAUGAAUAUUAAAAAACGAAUAAAUUACAACCCAUUAACUAUUUAUUCAUUGGUAUUGGUAUGUAUUAGCUGAAGAGAUGCAACCGUUUUCGUUUAGUCAUUACAAUAAAUGACCAUUAAUUAUCUAACUUGUUUCCCAAGAGUUUUCUUCAUAUUGCCUGGAAAAGCAAUAAAAAAUUAAUUAAUAUUGUGUAAACAUUGCCACAAUUUAUUAAAAAAAGCAAUUGUAUGUUAUAAAAUGAUAAAAUUUCACGGAUGGAUAGUAAUUGUAAUAAUACUAUGCAACUUAAGCAUUAUUGUAAUAAUCGGGUUCCCUUCACUUAUUUAUUACACUCGGGAUAGGAUAUAUUUAUUGUUUGUCUACUAUCGUCACUAUUUUCGAUAUACCAAGCAUGAGAUACAUUACAAGUUGGCUACCCAGCGCCUUAGCAAGGUCCCAAUACGUUAACAACUUCCAGUAUCUGACCUAAAUUUAAAUAUAUUCGCCAGCGGGAGACACGCGAUUCAAUAAUCUAACAAACAUUUUAGCCUUAUAUAUAUAAGCACCUUCAUACGUACAUUUAUUGUUUUAAGUACAAACAAACGUUUUGGUAAGAUAAUAAAUAAUAUUCUUCGAGCUAGAAUGAUUCCGUGCCAGGCUGUGAUAUUUUCUCUGAGCAUCUGUUUUAUUAAUUGUCUUCAGACUUAUGAACAAAGGAACGAACAUCCUAAAAUAGUCGGCGGGAAUUACGCAGAUGAUGGACAAUUUCCUUAUCAAGUUUCAUUGAGGAUUAAGAAUCGUCAUUUUUGCGGCGGCUCUAUUAUUAAUCACAGAUGGAUAUUGACUGCUGCGCAUUGUCUUAGAAAUUUCAACGAUACGGCAAUUAAAGUAGUAACGGGAUCAACGAAAUUGGACGAAGGAGGAAAUUGGUAUCAAUCAGUCCGUAUUGUCCCGCAUGAGCGUUACAGUUCAUUGUUUAUUAGAAAUGAUAUCGGGCUGAUUGAAGUAGACGAGGAUAUUGAAUUUUCUGACAACGUUAAGCCGGUUGAUCUUCCGACGGGUAACUUUGAUAAGAGUGAUUAUCCGGCUUAUUUGUCUGGCUGGGGUAAAACUAACUACCCAGGCAGCAUUCCCAACGAGCUCCAAUACAUAAAACUCACAGUGAUUGAUCAAAAACAGUGCCGUAACUUCAGUAUGCGGGUGACAAGAACCAACAUCUGUACAUUGAAUGGCCGAGGCGAGGGAGCUUGUCAUGGAGACUCUGGUGGGCCUCUAGUCGCAGACGGAGUUCAGAUCGGCGUUGUUUCUUGGGGAAUCCCUUGCGCGAAGAACAAACCCGAUGUCUUUACAAGGGUCUACAGCUACCUCGACUGGAUUAAAGACACAACCGGAGAAAAAUCUGAAUCUGAAUCAGAAGCCGACACCGAUACUUUCGAUUUUAUCGAUGAUGAUUUUGCAACAAUACUUGCAAGAAUGAUUCUCCAUUGUUUCACGACAAUUUUAAUUGUCACAGCGAGUGCGUCGAGUAAAGUGCGUGUAAUUGGAGGCAAAGACGCUCAAGAUUACGCUUAUCCUCAUCAGGUGUCAUUGCGCAUAAAAGGACAUCACAAUUGCGGCGGAUCGGUGAUUACCAAUCAGUGGAUUCUAACCGCAGCGCAUUGUCUCAUCAAUUAUUUCAACAGAGCUUCGGAGGUAACGGUUGUCGUUGGAAGUAAUCACUUGAUUAACGGCGGAGUUGCUUAUCAGACCACAAGAAUCUUCAUUCAUGAUAGCUACAAUAAAAGCAAUCAUUCUCAUGACAUUGGGCUGCUGAAGACUAAAAUUGUAAUUGAAUUUACGGAAGCUGUCUGCCCAAUUCCACUGGCCAGCUUUGAUGUCCUAGAACUUGGACAAGAAUUGCCAGCUACCUUCACCGGAUGGGGAAGCAAAUAUCUGAACGGGACCACGAUUGACGUGCUUCAAGAAAUUCAGCUCCGUGUCAUUAAACUGUCUACUUGCCGAAAGACAUUCGCUGAAAUUACUCCCGGAUCUUUGUGCACGCUGAGUAAUCCUGGAGAAGGGAUUUGUUAUGGUGAUUCAGGCGGCGCAUUAGUUACAGAUGGCCAACAGAUAGGGAUUGCCGCCUGGGGUUCUCCGUGUGCUCAAGGUUAUCCCGACAUCCACACGCACGUAUACUAUUACCUUGACUGGAUAAAAUCAACAAUUGAGUUCAACGGCGAUAAAUGAAGCUACUAUAUACUUAUCAUUAAUAAUUGUCUUUUAAAUGAUAAGAUAUGCUAAAUUUUUUUUUUUAAUAAUUAUAAUCAUUUAAGUCCUCUUAAAAA
Cotesia glomerata is the source of this 2553-nucleotide messenger RNA. Its product is annotated as transmembrane protease serine 9-like. Gene Ontology annotation, molecular function: serine-type endopeptidase activity. The coding region runs from base 872 to 2455 and encodes 527 amino acids. The transcript is spliced from 8 exons. Lineage: Eukaryota; Metazoa; Arthropoda; Insecta; Hymenoptera; Braconidae. The record is from RefSeq and is a predicted model, not a curated record. Gene Ontology annotation, biological process: proteolysis.